UGGAAACCUUGGUUCUGCUUUAUUUUUCUUACCCAUGAGAUUAUUAUAUCUGACUAGUUAUUAUUGCAAAUAUUUUGGAAGCUAUAAUUUCAGGUCUGUCCAUGGACAUAGUUUUUUUCAUUUUGUAUGGUUGCAGGUUUUUGUUUUUCUUGCUGCCGAGUAUGAAACUCCUAAGCAUUCCGUGAAUCAGAUAUCUCUAUGGGAUGGUAUUAUACCCUCUAAAGAGCAUGCCAAGUUUUGGAUUCAUACAUCAAAUAAGUACCGCUUCAUUGACCAGGGAAGCAAUUUGCGCGGCAAAGAAUAUAACCUGACUAUUCAUUGGCAUGUUAUGCCUAAGACUGGCAAAAUGUUUGCAGAUAAAAUAGUCAUGCCAGGUUUCAGAUUGCCAGAGGAAUAUAGAUGAUGUCUUGUAAUGUUAAUUCUCUAGCUGUAACUCUAACCUUUUCUAUGUCGGUUAGUUCAAAGAAACUAGAAUCAUGGAGAUUGUGUUUUGGAAAGUGAAAUCAAUAGAGUUUGAA
Molecule: messenger RNA, 518 nt
Organism: Vigna umbellata (rice bean)
Lineage: Eukaryota; Viridiplantae; Streptophyta; Magnoliopsida; Fabales; Fabaceae
Source: RefSeq, a predicted model, not a curated record